AGAAUUUUAAAAAUCCAUAAAAAAUCCUCCUGAGCCACCCUGUAACAUGGUCCCCUACUCCCUAUACAAACCACACUGUUCACAACUUAACAUUUUACAAAAUCCCAAAUUUUCAAAUUGUUUAUUUUAUUUUUACUGCUUCGGCUCGCAAGCGAAAAAAGUAAAGCAAAGAAGAAAUUUUGGAAGAGGGAGGGUUCAACGAUUGGAUUUGCGACACACGUGCGUCAGAUUGGGGAAGCUGAUCACCCAUUGAUCACUUACGCACAGAUAUAUAUUAGUCUUUUACCAUACCAUAAAAGAGGGAGAAAGAGAUUGAUUCAUCAAGAUUUGCGCCUUGGGCAAAAGGGAAAGAGAGAGAUCUUUGAUAUAUCAGCAAAUCAGGCUGAUUUAAGGGCGGCGAGAAUUUAUUGAUACGAUGUACCUCAUAUAAACAACCUCAGCAUUCAUACACAUGACCCGUUGUCCUUGAGCUCUUCGUUUACUCCUACCUCUCUUGUUGGCUUUGCUUGCUUUCUUCUUCUCUUCGUAAACCCAUAAAUUUAUUUUCUUUUUCUGUGUCUCUGACGCCACCCUCUGCUUGGUUUCUUGGGAUUUGGAUACCUUUUUCGAAUUAUAUUUCUGGGUUUUAUUUUUGUUAGUGAGUUUUGUUUGGUAAUUAAGAUUAAGCGUCAUCAAUGUCAUCAUAAAGUUGAGGAACUGGAAAUGGGAUGGGAACAGCAUGGAGUUCGAGGAAGGGGUGGAGAAGGAUAAGGAAGCAGGGGUUGUUGGUGUUCUUGUUCUUGUUGUCGUCUCAGUCCAAUGUUCAUUAAUGCUUUCUCCUUGUCUUCUUGCUGUUGCGAUUGCGUGUUCCAUUUUUUAGAAUUUUAGUGUAUUAAAAAAGAUUUUUUUUUCUCGUUUUUUGAAGUCACAAAUUACUUUUUCCGAACAAUAGCCAUUUCUUUGCCUCUGCUGUCGGUGUCUGGUCUGGGUUUGGACACACAGAGAGAAACAUUGUCGUUGGUAGUUGUACCUACUAUGGGCAGCUCCACAGCCACAAGGCACAAGGAACUUAGGCCAGCUUCUUGAGUUUGUUUGAAGGGGGAUUUUCCUGUUUGUUGUUACUUCUCUUCGGUGAGGGUAUUUUGGAGAAAAGAACAAAAAUGAAGUUUAUGAAGCUUGGCUCGAAGCCUGACGCCUUCCAAGCUGAUGGCAAAUGCAUCCGAUUAACCACAUGGUGUUUUCAUUACAAUUAUUAUUCUUUUAUGUUGGGAUGGAAGAGUGAAACAAGAGAUGGGGUAUCUGGGAGGUGGUCCAGCUGUUGAACCUGUCCUCUUAUUGAUGAGUUAGUGGUCCAAAUGUGGAAAAGCAUAUUGGAAGCAGGCCUUUAAUCAUCGUUGUAUGUCACAUCUGAUUUGGCAACAGAUGUCACCAUAAACAUUGGCCAAGUGAAAUUUUACCUUCACAAGAAAAAUAUUGCUAUAAUUACAAUUUCAUGGGAAUUAUGUAUGCAAAAUUUUGUCAAGUUCCCUCUAUUGUCUAAGAGCAACCGCAUGCAAAAACUAGUACUGAAAGCUAGUGAAGAGAAAUGUGAUGAAAUUAAUAUGGUUGAUUUUCCUGGUGGGCCAAAAUCAUUUGAAAUUUGUGCAAAGUUCUGCUAUGGGAUGAUCGUUACCUUAAAUGCUUACAAUAUUGUGGCUGCUCGUUGUGCGGCUGAAUACCUAGAGAUGACAGAGGAUGUUGAUCGAGGUAAUCUAAUUUUUAAAAUCGAAGUAUUUCUUAAUUCUAGUAUAUUCCGUAGCUGGAAAGAUUCCAUUAUUGUUCUACAAACCACCAAGUCUCUUCUACCAUCGUCUGAAAACCUGAAGAUCGUUGGAAGAUGCAUUGAUUCCAUUGCAUCAACAACCUCUGUGGAUCCGGCAAACAUCACAUGGUCCUACACAUAUAACCGAAAGUUAUCAGCACAGGAUGAAAUAGUUGACAAUGGUAUGAAAUUUCGGGAGAAGAUUGAAUCUGUCCCUAAGGAUUGGUGGGUUGAAGAUAUAUGUGAGCUAGAUAUUGAUCUCUACAAGCGAGUCAUGACUGCUGUGAAAUCAAAGGGAAGAAUGGAUGGUGCAGUCAUUGGUGAGGCACUGAAAACAUACGCCAUAAGAUGGUUGCCAGAUUCUGUUGAUGCCUUGGUCUCUGAUGUACAUUCCUGGAGGAAUAAAUUACUGGUGGAAACAAUUGUAUGCUUAUUGCCUUCAGAUAAGGGUGUGGGUUGUUCGUGUAGUUUCUUGCUGAAGCUGUUGAAAGUUGCCAUCUUGGUUGGGUUGGAUGAUUCAGCAAAGGAAGAUUUAGUGAAGAGGAUAAGUUUAAAGUUGCAUGAAGCUUUUGUCAAGGAUUUAUUAAUCCCAGCACGGUCUCCCCAAACUACCUUAUAUGAUGUUGAGAUGGUGCAGUCUAUUGUGAAUCAAUAUAUGAUGCAUGAAAAGCGUAGUCAAGAUUUAAAUGUUGAAAAGAAUAAGAUGGGAUGUACUGAUUUUAUUUUAGGGCAUGGAUCCUUGUUGAGUGUUGGUAAACUGAUUGAUGGGUAUCUAGAAGAAAUUGCAUGUGACCCAAAUCUGUCCGUUGCCAGUUUCAUUGACUUGUCUCAGUCUAUCCCUGAGUUUGCUAGACCAGUUCAUGAUGGGCUUUAUAAAGCCAUUGCCAUGUACCUAAAGGAGCAUCCAAGCUUGAUGAAGGCCGAAAAAAAGAAAAUGUGUGGGCUGAUGGAUGUCAAGAAAUUUACAAUGGAUGCGUCAAUGCAUGCUGCACAAAAUGAGAGACUUCCACUACGGGUUGUAGUUCAAGUUCUCUUCUUUGAGCAGGUUAGGGCUGGAGCUGGAGUUGGAUCACUUAACAACAAUCCUCUUGAUACCUCCCAUUCCACGACAAACACUGAUGAAGAAUGGGAGAAGACUGCAGCUGAAGAUUGCAACUCCCUCAAGAAACAAAUGAGUCAAAUUAAGAUAAAAGAGGAUGGAUUCCAAAAAAAGGGUAAAUUGUCCAAGAAGAAUAGCAAAAGCAGUAAAAGUGGCAUGAAGCUGUUGCCAUCUCGAUCUAGAAGAAUAUUUGACAAGUUGUGGGUUAUGGGAAAAGGGCACGCGGAAAACAGAAGUCCUGAGACCUCCGGAAGUUCGCAAAGCCCAACUUUGAUGGUUCCUGGGAAUGCAACAAAGUCAUCUGGUUCAUAUUCUAGACACGGGAGGCAUUCUAUUUCCUAGAGAAGGAUGCUGAGGUUUAUUAGAACCUAAACAGGUAAAGAAGAUUCAAACUGUUGCAAGUGUAGAAAAGUGGUAGGAUUUUGUUGUAGUUAUGAUGGGGGUUGUCAGCUGUAGAAAAAUAUAGUCAGCUUUUUGGGUGCUUCUCUUUCUAACAUCUUCUUAUCCAAUUGUAUGAUCACUUAUCUUGAUAUUAAGUCUCAUGUAGUUAAUUGGCGGACUGCACUUGAAACUUUCUAUUCAUGGAUCGCCUUCUUGUUUAUCCUGAAGAGAUGUGCAACUGCUGUGUAACAUAGGCGUGGCCAUUUCCAUGCUACUUUCUCACCUAUCUUGGAAUAGCAAGUGGAGCAAAAAUGAAGGGAAGGCA
Messenger RNA from Durio zibethinus, 3585 nucleotides. The record is from RefSeq and is a predicted model, not a curated record. Lineage: Eukaryota; Viridiplantae; Streptophyta; Magnoliopsida; Malvales; Malvaceae.